Drosophila santomea is the source of this 1298-nucleotide messenger RNA. It is a transcript of the gene SCCRO, whose product is annotated as DCN1-like protein. Gene Ontology annotation, cellular component: ubiquitin ligase complex. Gene Ontology annotation, molecular function: ubiquitin-like protein binding; cullin family protein binding; ubiquitin conjugating enzyme binding. Lineage: Eukaryota; Metazoa; Arthropoda; Insecta; Diptera; Drosophilidae. The record is from RefSeq and is a predicted model, not a curated record. The coding region runs from base 284 to 1150 and encodes 288 amino acids. Gene Ontology annotation, biological process: positive regulation of ubiquitin-protein transferase activity; protein neddylation. The transcript is spliced from 2 exons.
GAAGGUCACUCAUCAGUGAACAAAACUAAAUAAAAAAUAUCCCUUUGGAAAAUAUGGCUGAGUAGUGGAAACCAUUAACACAGGUUUACCAAAACAACAAAAAUCUCUUCGCGAGAAUUGUUAUGCAAAUUAAACCUAUCGGAAUAGCUCGAUACGUGUUUGGUUUAGUUUCUCCAGGCAAACAAUCGUCGUUUACCAACACCUGCAGUUCCCAGUUUCUUGUUGUUAAUAGUCGGAAACCGCAGCUCUAGACAAGUGCGAAAAUCGAAUCAGUGGCAGUGCAAUGAACAAACUGAAAUCCAGCACGCACCGCGAUAAGGUGAAGAAGUUCAUAUCGCUGACACACACGGGCGAACAGACGGCUAUAUUCUGUUUGCAACAGAACGACUGGAAAUUCGAGUUGGCCAGCGACAAUUACUUCCAGAAUCCGGAGUACUAUUACCGGGAGUUGGAUCGCAAGCGCAUCGAACAGCUAUUCAUGCGCUAUCGGGAUCCCAGUGACCCCCUGAAAAUCGGAUCGCAGGGUGUCAUUCACUUCCUGGAGGAUUUGGACCUUAAGCCAGACUCAAAACUGGUGCUCAUCAUAGCGUGGAAGUUUCACGCCGAGGUACAGUGCGAGUUCUCGCGGGAUGAGUUUAUCAAUGGGAUGUGCGACCUGGGCAUUGAUAGCAUCGACAAGCUGAAGGCGAAACUGCCCAUCCUUGAGCAGGAGCUGAACGAUGCCGGCAAGUUCAAGGACUUCUACCACUUUACCUUUAACUACGCCAAGGAUCCGGGGCAAAAGGGUAUUGACCUAGAAAUGGCCAUUGCCUACUGGUGCAUCGUUCUUAGUGGACGCUUUAAGUUCUUGGACAUCUGGUGCCAGUUCCUCGAGGAGAAACACAAGCGGGCCAUCUCGCGAGAUACGUGGAACCUGCUGCUCGACUUUGCCACCAACAUCGACGAUCGGAUGAGCAACUACGAUUCGGAGGGUGCCUGGCCGGUUCUAAUAGAUGACUUUGUGGAGUGGUGCCAGGAGAACGAUCAUCUCAAGGAGGACUCCCCGCUAGGAUCCGGCUUCCAGCAGCAGUCCAGUGCCAGCUCCAGCUCCCAGAAGAACAUAUCCAGCGCCUACCAGACCUCGCACAGUACAAACAUGAACUAUGGCUAACGAAUUGUUACACUGUAUUGUAUUCUCAUUAAUGAUAGAUUUGCUUUUAUUCUGAUUAUUCUAAAUAACGGAGAAUCUAAGCAAGGCCGGUAAAUUUACAUUUUCUCUAUAAAAGCGUCAUAAAAAAUAAAUAAAGUUAGUAAAUGUA